Messenger RNA from Vespa velutina, 2933 nucleotides. RefSeq names its product dystrophin-related protein 2-like. NCBI's taxonomy places the organism in Eukaryota, Metazoa, Arthropoda, Insecta, Hymenoptera, Vespidae. Gene Ontology annotation, molecular function: zinc ion binding. Gene Ontology annotation, cellular component: plasma membrane. Bases 580 to 2487 code for a protein of 635 amino acids. The record is from RefSeq and is a predicted model, not a curated record. The transcript is spliced from 10 exons. Gene Ontology annotation, biological process: synaptic signaling.
UCUUCUAUUAAUUUUUAAUAGUUAUUUCAUUUGAUAUAAUUUUACAAAAACUUUAUAUAUAUAUACAUUUUUCAUAAAGAGAACCAUCCAAUAAUCGUAAGCUUGGUUUAUCGCGCACAUCGUAUUAGAAAAUAUUCCCUAGAUAUUCGCCGCUCUCUGUAUAUUCUUUGUUCUAUGGUUAAUACGUAGGCGUCUUUUUGUUUACUUUCAACAUUUAAAAUAUAUCAAAAUAUAUGCAUAAUUAUUUCAUUGGAUUAACAUAAAGUAAGUUCACUAAUGUUACGUUAAUAUGAAAACAACUAUUUUUAUAAGAUAUUUAUUUUUAUAAAUUAUAUUUUUUCAUACAUUAUAAAGAAAAUUGAAAUACAGAUGCAUAUAUUUCGAAUAUCUUUUUAUAUACCUUUUUUACAUUAUCAAUUGCAUUAAUCUAAGAAAAAAAUAACAUAAAAAAAUAUAUGCAAUUUAAAAUAUGAUAUAAAUAUAAAAAUGAAAAUAAUUACCAUACGAACAAUAUCAAUUUGAUAUACAUGAAUUGAACAAUUCAAUUUUGACAAGUUCUAUAUCAAUACAUAUACAGCAAUGUUAGAUACCAUGCGAUCUGUAGAAGAUUGUAAUGCUAUACGUUAUGUAUCGUAUAGAACCGCUGUAAAAAUGCAAGUAAUACAUCGAGAACUUCAAAUGCAAUAUGUACAGUUAGAAUUAAUAGCUGGUGUAUUUGAACGUCAUAGAUUAUCAAUUACAGAAAAUUCUGUAAACUUAGAUCCAAGUGAAAUAGAAGAUGUUCUUUCUGACAUUUAUUUUGCAGCUCGUAAAGAAUCUAACUUUGACUUUGAUACUGAUAACGUAACAAAGCUAGCUGUCAAUUAUAUUUUAUGUACCUUUGAUAAGCAAAAUACUAGAAGUAUUACAGUUUUUUCCGUAAAACUUGCAUUGAUAUUAAUGAGCUGCGGAAGAUUGCAAGAGAAAUAUGGAUAUCUUUAUCAACAAUUAGCCGAUCAUAAUGCUUGUCUGUCCCGAGCUGGUCUGCAUACACUAUUAAUUAAUAUCUGUAAAAUAACUGAAAUGCUUGGAGAAAAUAUGACCUAUGGAUAUCACCACAUUCAAUCACAUAUAGAUAGUUGCUUCGAAAAAUCUCAAGGAUGUUUAGGAGUUACAGAAUCAGAAUUUGCCACAUGGAUUAUGCAAGAACCACCUUUACUUGUUUGGAUAACAACAUUCAAUAGAAUGAAAUCUGCAGAACACAUUGUACACAAUAUAAAAUGUUCUUCUUGUAAAGUAACACCAGUGCAAGGACCAAAGUACUCGUGCUUAAAAUGUACUGGUUACCAUCAAUGUCAGGAAUGCUUUUUACUAGGUAAAACAACUAAUAAACAUAAGUUAAAACAUCCGGUACGGGAAUAUUGUGCAAAGACAUCAAAUCGAGAAGCAACGAAACUAAUUAUUGAAUUAAUCAGAAAUAAAUUAAGAUUGUGUCCUUCUAAAAUGGUUAUAAUGAGCACAGAGGAAUCACAGAUAAGUGCUGUUAGUAAUGUAGCAAAGCAAUCAGAUUGCUCCACAUUAAGAAGUACAAUUAAAAGGAAAAUUUUAAGUGAUCCUCAAAAGGAAUUGCAAAGCAUUAUUAUGCAUUUAGAAGAAGAGAACAAACAACUUCAAAUAGAAUUACUUGAUAUUCAGGGAGCUAGAGCGGAGAGACUUCAUCGUCAUAGAGCUACUAUUGAAUCCCAACUACAACGUUUAAAAAUAUUAAAAAAAUACUUAUUUGCAGAUCCUCCAUAUGAGGCACAAUUUAUUAAUCGUUUACAAAGCACACCUAUGCUUCCAUUGUCAUCUAGAGUUGCAGCUCUACCAUUAGAAUUUGAAUUAAGUCCAAUAAUACAUCAAGACACCCUAGAAAGACAUUUAUCUAAUGUAACUGAUAGAAACAAAAUACAAGCCUCAAGUAAUUUCAAUACAUCAUUAGACAAAAAUGAUACAAAUGGUCUUACUUGUAGUGAAGAAGCAUCUUCAAGUUCAUUUGUUAAAGCACCUAGCAGCACAUGUAUAGAAUUAAGCACAUGGAUAGGAGGAAAACGAUCGGAACUAAAUUUACCCGAUAGUGGCUUUUCUCAAUGGUUAAAUAAUGGAGAUUCUAAUUAUAAAGAUGAUAGACAAACCAAUAAACUUGCAAUAGGAAAUAUUGCUUGUAAUGAAUCUCCAAUAACAAUUUCUGAUUCUCCUGUUGGACCUCAAAGAGAUAAUACACCUUCUUCUCUACAACGACCUGAUAAGCAUUCACAACACAGUAGUUUACAAAAUAUUCAAGGAGAUCUCAAUGAUAUAUUAGAUAGAUUGCAAAACAUGGUUGCAAAUGAUUGUUUACUAGAAGAGUCCUAUGUUGUCAAUGAUAAUUGCAAAUUAAAGCGAGCAACAACAGAAAUGGAAGAUCUACUAACUGAUCUUAUUGAAGGCAUGGAAUCUCGUAAAACUAAACUUACUACUAUUGUUUGAGAGAAUUUACAAAGAUUAUUUUAUAAACAAAGACCAGAAUAAGAAGUUAAGUAUGAUAAUAAAUAUAUUAUUUUCCGUCCAUUUUUGAUUAUGAAGAACGUAAUCAUAUAAAUAUAAAAGUGUAACCAUCUUGUUUCUAAAAGUAAAUAAAAUAACAAGACUUUUUAAUGCAAAAAAUUGUAUUGUAAAUACAUAUAAAUUUGUAUUUGAUUGUAAAUAAAUAUAAAUUUGAUUUAGAUGCAUUUAAAUACAAGGUGGUAUCACUUGAAUGUAAUUGUAUAAUAAAUAUUAUAAUAUAUAUAAGCCUUUUGUAUAUCGUUUACACUAAUUUUUAUAUUUGAUACUGUUUGAAGCUACGUUUUAUUUCAUGUAAUAUAAAAAUGUAAAAAUGCAAUUUUAAUUUAAAAGAAAAAAAAAAAAAAAAAAAAGAAAAGAAAAGAAAGAAA